Messenger RNA from Cercocebus atys (sooty mangabey), 1664 nucleotides. RefSeq names its product oxidative stress responsive serine-rich 1 (gene OSER1). The coding region runs from base 251 to 1129 and encodes 292 amino acids. The transcript is spliced from 4 exons. Gene Ontology annotation, biological process: cellular response to hydrogen peroxide. The record is from RefSeq and is a predicted model, not a curated record. NCBI's taxonomy places the organism in Eukaryota, Metazoa, Chordata, Mammalia, Primates, Cercopithecidae.
CGUCCCCUGCCGCGCUGCCGAGUCACCGGGGUGGGAGGAGCAUGGGUAGGGGGCGGGGUGCAUGCCGGAGUGCGCAGGCGCAAUGCGACUCCCGAGGCGCGGGCCGCCCCCUUGGCUGGUUUGGAUCCGGGUCAGUCGGGCGCCGAGAUUCGGGAGAGACGCUCUGAACUGACUGCACCGCAUCACCGGAGCGCCCCAGCUGCGAGGCGUGUUAACAGGAACAUCGAUAAGUAGUGUAAAAACUUACACAAUGAAAUCCGAAGCCAAGGAUGGAGAGGAGGAGAGUCUACAGACUGCUUUCAAGAAAUUAAGAGUGGAUGCAUCAGGGUCCAUAGCAUCUCUGUCUGUUGGAGAAGGCACAGGUGUCAGAGCACCAGUCAGAACAGCAACAGAUGAUACCAAACCUAAAACCACAUGUGCAUCUAAAGACAGUUGGCACGGGUCUACAAGGAAGUCUUCACGAGGAGCAGUGAGAACUCAGCGUCGUCGACGUUCUAAGUCUCCUGUCCUUCAUCCUCCAAAGUUUAUACAUUGCAGUACAAUAGCAUCUUCUUCCAACAGUCAACUGAAGCACAAAAGCCAGACUGACUCACCUGAUGGCAGCAGUGGGCUGGGAAUUUCAACCCCGAAAGAGUUCAGUGCAGGAGAAAGCUCUACUUCUCUCGAUGCUAAUCACACAGGGGCAGUCGUUGAGCCUUUGAGAACUUCUGUUCCAAGGCUCCCAUCAGAGAGUAAGAAGGAAGACUCCUCUGACGCUACCCAAGUCUCCCAAGCAAGUCUCAAAGCCAGUGAUCUCUCUGACUUUCAAUCCGUUUCCAAGCUAAACCAGGGCAAGCCAUGCACAUGCAUAGGCAAGGAAUGCCAGUGUAAGAGAUGGCAUGAUAUGGAAGUGUAUUCCUUUUCAGGCCUGCAGAGUGUCCCUCCCUUGGCUCCAGAACGAAGAUCCACACUUGAGGACUACUCUCAGUCGCUGCAUGCCAGAACUCUCUCUGGCUCUCCCCGAUCCUGUUCUGAGCAAGCUCGAGUCUUUGUGGAUGAUGUGACCAUAGAGGACCUAUCAGGCUACAUGGAGUAUUACUUGUAUAUUCCCAAGAAAAUGUCCCACAUGGCAGAAAUGAUGUACACCUGAUAGCAAGAAGCUAAUUCAUAUGCUUUAAACCAAUGAAGGCUUGUCAAAGAGAUUUAGUUAAUGGCAGACCUUGUGGCCACUUUGUGUGAGAAGACAUCUCUUUCUGCUCACUGUGCUUGCAAUAAAAACUUUACUUGGCAUCUCAGUUAAUCUUCAUUCUUUAAACUUACUCUCUGAGUUCUUCCAUACACUUCAAGGCAAGCAGAUCAAAGAAAAAUUUAGAAAUGUUCCUGGGGGAUGAAGAAACUAUAAUUACUUGAGACUGGCAGCAGUGGGUAAAAGCCUUUGUAAAACAGUGCAUUUUUCAGAUUUGUUUAAGGUUUGGUGGCCAAGGAAAGUAAAAUGUGAUUUUGUAACUGCACUAAACAUUUGUCAUGCUGUAGUUGCCAGCCCAGAAUAUUAGAAGUUACAAGACUGAUUUAAACCAUCUCUGAUUUAAUGCAAGAUUUAUUGUGUCUAUAAAGAUUUCUCAUGUUAUUGUUAAGCCAGAGAUCUAAGGUUUAGAUUGAAUUUGAAUAAACUAGCUGGCCUGCCC